This is a messenger RNA of Haliaeetus leucocephalus (bald eagle), 354 nucleotides long. RefSeq names its product EF-hand calcium-binding domain-containing protein 10-like. The transcript is spliced from 3 exons. The record is from RefSeq and is a predicted model, not a curated record. NCBI's taxonomy places the organism in Eukaryota, Metazoa, Chordata, Aves, Accipitriformes, Accipitridae. Bases 1 to 354 code for a protein of 117 amino acids. Gene Ontology annotation, molecular function: calcium ion binding.
AUGGCGGCGGGCGAGCAGGAGGCCCGCGACUACCUGCAGCGCCACCGCCUCCCCGAGCUGCUCCACCGCCUCGGCGCGCUGCUGCUCUACCACCGACCCGAAAGACCACGCGAGUUCCUGAUCCGGAUGCUGGAAAGGGUGAAGGCCGGGAAGCGAGCCGAGGGGGAGUACCCGUACCUGAUGGACGAGGCCAACCUGGCCGCCAUGUUCGGCUUGCUGGAUGUCGUAGGCCAAGGCCACAUAACGCCAGCGCAGUACAGAGAAGCUCUUAAAACAUUGGGACUGAGCACUGAGGAUCUGCAGCUUGGAGAUGAUGUGAAUAUCACGCUAGAUGUAUUCAAGGAAGAAGUGUAA